UCUCCCUUUUAUUGAAAUCCUCAAUUUCAAUUUGCUCUGUGCCCAUUCAUUCACAACCAUACUCUCUUUUUCUUCUUCUGCCGCUGCUUCUAUCUGUGAUUCUCAUCAUGGCUUCGAGGGUAGUCUUAUUGUUGGCUAUGUGCGUUCUUCCGGCGAUGGUUGUAGCCAUACGCCCAGCCAAGAACCCUUUUUGCGUUAAGGGUCAAGUCUACUGUGACCGUUGCCGUGCUGGUUUUGAGACCUCCGCCACCACCUACAUUGCUGGUGCGGAGGUUGAAUUGCAAUGCAAGAACAGGGUUACGAACGAGGUUGUAUACUCGAAGAAGGGGUGGACUGACCGAACAGGAUCAUACAAGAUUUGGGUGAAUGAGGAUCACGCAGAUGAAGUGUGUGAUGCCAAGCUUGUAGACAGUCAUCACUCUCAGUGUACGGAAGCCACUCCAGGGCGUGACCAAGCACGGGUUAUUCUUACACGUUACAAUGGCAUUGCCUCAGAUGAUAGGUUCGUCAAUGCUAUGGGCUUCAUGUCGGAGGAGGUUGCUUCGGGCUGUGCAGAUAUCCUCAGGCAAUACCAGGAGUUCGAUAAUGAGAAUUAAUCAGAGUGUAUCUGCUUUUGUAUUUGGGUUUCUAAUGUCUAUUUAAUUCAAUCUUGAUGUGGAGUGUUAUCUCGACAUUUUCAAUUUAUGCUAUAUGUUAAUGCUAAUGGACCCUGCUGAAUUAUAUGUUAUUACAUCAAGAUCUGUCUUAGACUUGAGGAUGGAGUAUAUUUUGUGUCUUGUAAUAAACUAUUCUUUUAUCUAUAUCUGCGUAUUUUGAAGAGGGAUUUUGUUUUCGUCGAGAGUGAAUUGUAAGAAAGGGUCACUCUUGGAUUGGCUUUCUUUACUUGAAGAUUAUAGUUGGG
Molecule: messenger RNA, 901 nt
Organism: Abrus precatorius (Indian licorice)
Lineage: Eukaryota; Viridiplantae; Streptophyta; Magnoliopsida; Fabales; Fabaceae
Product: protein DOWNSTREAM OF FLC-like
Exons: 2
Coding region: 108-596 (162 amino acids)
Source: RefSeq, a predicted model, not a curated record